Molecule: messenger RNA, 549 nt
Organism: Phaethon lepturus (White-tailed tropicbird)
Lineage: Eukaryota; Metazoa; Chordata; Aves; Phaethontiformes; Phaethontidae
Product: cytochrome c oxidase protein 20 homolog
Exons: 3
Biological process (GO): mitochondrial respiratory chain complex IV assembly
Cellular component (GO): mitochondrial inner membrane; mitochondrion
Source: RefSeq, a predicted model, not a curated record
UCCUUCAAACUCCUAGGAUUUCUUGAUGUUAAAAGUGUCCCAUGUGCACGAGAAUCAGUGCUCUAUGGCUCCCUGGGAUCUUUAGUUGUGGGUCUCGGACAUUUUUUAGCAACUAGUAGAGUUAGAAGAUCUUGUGACUUUGCAGUCGGUGGCUUUAUUUGCACAAUGUUAGGAUACUGGUUUUACUGUAGGUACAAUUUGGCCCAACGUAGGAUCCGUCAAAGAAUGCUUAAAGAAGGAAUGAGAAACAAAAUUUUAUUUGAAGGCACUUCUCUUGAUCCAGGAAGAAAAGAAACUGGCAAUGAAAGAAGUGAUUCAUAGUCUGCUAUAGAGGAAUCUGGGGCUUAAUACUGCUUUGGGAGAAAGUGGUCCAAAAAUGGCAGUCUUCCCUGUAAGUGUGUGAGGUGCGUAAAACUGAUAAAUCAUGGUGGUUUUCCUAGCAAAUCCAAGCAAGAAAUUCAUAGCGAAUCUGUUAAGUCAGUAAACAAGCCUUUCUUUGUUUCAUAUAUAUGUGUAUGUAUAUGACUAUGUACACAGGUAGGAAUGACC